UUUUCAAAACAUGGCUGCAAAUGUGAGACAGAGGACCGUUCAUGGACAGUCAAAAAACGUUGAAAAUAAUCACUUUUUCGAUGCUGAUCUAGACAAAACUAACGGUCGAGAGAGGAGAUAUCUCAAGGAAUAUAUAUGGCUAAUAGUUUUCUUAUUUGUAGGCUCAUGUUUUGCAAUAAUUCACUUUGAGGACAACCGUUUCCCUGAAGCCAAAACUGUUGCCAAUGCAAACCCUGAGGAUUUUGUUGAGGAAAGGGCAAGACAGUAUCUCCUUAGUUUAACAGACUUAGGUCCAAGACCUGUAGGUAGCCAUGCAAACGAAGUAUUGGCACCUAAAAUACUUCUUGAACAUCUUCAUCAAAUUAAAUCAAGAUUAUCUCCAGCCAGUGAACUGGAAAUAGAUGUUCAAAAUGUAACAGGCUCGUUUACGCUUAAAUUUCUGGGGGAAUUCUCCAGCUAUUACGAAAAUGUGAACAAUGUCCUUGCAAAACUUGGCCCUAAGGGAGGAUCACAGCACAGUCUACUUGUCAACUGUCAUUAUGAUUCUGUGAUAGACAGUCCAGGUGCAAGUGAUGAUGCUAUUAGUUGCGCCCUCAUGAUGGAAGCCCUCAACGUUCUAGCCACUAGGCCCUAUGCCCUACCCCACAAUGUUAUCUUUAUAUUCAACGGGGCUGAAGAAAAUAUUCUACAGGCCAGUCAUGGAUUCAUCACUCAGCACCCCUGGGCUAAAUCUGUCCGUGCAUUCUACAACCUCGAAGCAGCUGGGGCGGGAGGACGAGAACUAGUCUUUCAGACAGGUCCGGAACAUCCUUGGUUGAUUCAGACGUAUGCACAGUCAGCAAAAUAUCCAUUUGCUUCCAUAUUUGGUCAGGAAGUAUUCGAGAGUGGACUUAUUCCAUCAGAUACAGAUUUUAGGAUAUACCGUGACUAUGGAGGUGUUCCAGGUAUUGAUGUAGCCUAUGUGUCCAAUGGUUAUGUCUACCACACCAAGUAUGAUGACCCAGAUAGAAUUCCACCAGGCUGCAUGCAGAGAGGAGGUGAAAAUUUGCUGUCAAGUAUCAAGGCUCUUGCCUCCUCUCCAUAUUUGGCAGAACCUGGUGAAUAUCGUCAUGGAACAAUGGUGUUCUUUGAUUUCAUUGGUUAUUUCCUGGUGUUGUAUCCUGAGAGAAUGGGAAUCAUCCUCAACAGUAUGACAGUCCUGGUUGUCUUCAUAGGGAUACUCAGGAAAGUAGUGGGAAGAGACAAGAUGCAACAACAGGGAUUCCAAGGAUCACUUUAUAUUAAACAUUUGAUGAUAGCUGCUGGAUUCUUGCUGUUUAACUGGACCUUAGUGAUCUUGACGUCUUUAGCUUUGGGCUUCUUCAUGUAUACAGUGGGUCGCCCCAUGUGCUGGUUUUCCCACCAUUUGUUCAUGGUACCCAUGUAUGUAGUACCAGGAGUUCUGCUCUCCCUCACUCUACAUAGCUUUAUAAAGGAGAAGUUUUAUAAGAAUGUAUUCGAUUUAUACAAUGUUGAGAGGGUUUACUUUGAUGCACACAUCUGCAUGGUAUCCCUCCUACUUGGCUUUAUGACAUACAAGGGAGUCUGUUCUGCUGUUAUUGUGCUAGUCUGGGUCCUGUUCCCAUUAUGUAUCAGGGACAGGGGGUGUCAGUUUCUCAAUGUUAAAUUAUCAGGUAAUCCAACAAAAUUGCUCACAGUUCAUCUAGUCUCAUUGGCAUUCCCUAGUCUGAUAGGAAUGUACCCUAUAUACGGGGUAACUGAAAUGUUUGUGCCUGUCAUGGGGAGGGUAGGCACUGAGGCCAUCCCAGAUGUCUUCAUCGCAGGCCUUAUGGCAGUAUCAGUUGUAUCACAUAUGGGAUACCAUAUUGGGUUGAUCUAUAUUACUGAGAAUCUCUCUACUUUACGCAGAGGGCUGUUAGCAAUUUUUCUAUUUUUCCUUGCCCUGAUGCUGUUUACACCAUUAGGCUUUCCAUAUCGUGCCAAUGAGCAAUUUCCAACUAAACAACGAUCCAUUCUUCAUCAUAUAGAUAGACGCAUCCAUAAUUUAGAAGGCCAAAUCACCAAAGAAGAUUCAGGGAUCUGGCUGAUUCCAUUUGACCAGUAUUCUAUAGAACCAUUAAAGCAGGCUAAUGUCUCUGCUUUACAAAAUGUAACCCCCCUAGAAUGCUCAGGUCCCUAUUGUGGUGUACCAUACUAUUUCCCUAUGUUAAUGUUAAUGAGAACUACCUAUUACCUGCCUGCUCCCAAACUAAAUGCAGAACCUAGAGUGGCUAUGACUUGGAACAGGGAGAUUAAUGGAAACAGGCAGAGGCUCACUUUUGAAGCUACAGGGCCCAAUCACAUCAAUGUGUUCAUCCAACUUCGAGAUGGUGUUUCUAUUGUUGAGUGGUCUAUAGGAUCAGGUCACCCCUCCCCCACAUUGACACCAGAUGGUAUCAAAGAACAAACCUAUUUCAUCUAUUAUUCAUAUGGCAGUAAACCCCAGGGACCCUGGAAGUUCUGGAUAGAUGUUCAAGUUUCUCCUGAUGUGGACACAUCUAACGGUAUUCUUGAGCUGGCCUUAGCAGGUCACUACGCCUAUGGACCGUACAAGAUGACAGCACCAAUGCAAGAGUUCAUAGACACUCUACCUGACUGGAGCUACCCUGUAGGCUGGUCAGCCACAUAUGACUCUUGGGUGUUUUAGACAUGACAACAUAGAAGCAAAUC
Molecule: messenger RNA, 2709 nt
Organism: Owenia fusiformis
Lineage: Eukaryota; Metazoa; Annelida; Polychaeta; Sabellida; Oweniidae
Source: the annotation of a GenBank genome assembly